AUGUCUAAUUUCACACAGCCCCCAAAGAGAACUAUUGAAGAAUCUACAGUGGAUACUACUGCCACUAAAAAGGCUAAAGUUGAAUCCAGUUAUAGUGAUAAUGGUGUUCGUGAACCUGAUGUCGGGAUCACUCUAUUCUUAUCCUCUCAAAUUCCUGGAUUUGCAGGUCAAAUUAAACAAAGAUACACCGAUUUCUUAGUUAAUGAGAUUGAUAAAGAGGGAAAAGUUGUGCAUUUGACCGAUAAGGGGUUCAAGAUGCCUAAGAAGCCUCAACUUUCUAGGGACGAAGUCAGAGCAAAUCGUGAGGAAGAAGCUAGCAAGAGACAAGAUUUUAAAGUGGAUGAAAAAUUGAGAUUGGAACUGGUGGAAAUAUUUGGCGAAGAUGAUGUAGUCAAGAUUGAAGACGUUUAUCGUAAUGCCAAGACUAUGGAAACGUCAAAAUCUUUCGAUGAAAAAUCUGUCAGAACAAAGAUUCAUCAAUUAUUACGUGCCGCUUUCAAUAACGAAUUGGAAUCUGUUACUAGUGCUGAAAAUACAUUCAAGAUUGCCAGAAGUAAUAACAAUUCUAGAGUUAGUAAACAAGCCUUCGUUGACCAAAAUAAGGACGCCAAUGGUGUGGAAAACUGGGGGUAUGGUCCAAAUAAAGAAUUCAUUCACUUCACCUUAUACAAAGAAAAUAAGGAUACUAUGGAAACCGUUAACAUCAUUACUAGAUUAUUGAGAAUCCCAAGCAAACUUAUUAGAUUUGCAGGUAAUAAAGAUCGCAGAGCUGUUACUUGCCAAAGAUUAUGUAUCUCCAAAAUCAGUAUCGAUCGUUUGAAUGCGUUGAAUAGAACCUUAAGAGGUAUGACUAUUGGUGACUAUAAAUUUGAAGACGGAAACUUAAGCCUUGGUGAUCUACAAGGUAACGAAUUUGUUAUAGUUAUAAGAGAUGUUAAAGUUAAUAAGUCUUCCACGUUAUCUCUACCAGAAAUCUUAGACCAAGGCUGUAAAUCUUUAACCGACAAUGGGUUUAUCAACUAUUUUGGUAUGCAAAGAUUUGGUACAUUUAGUAUUUCCACUCACGAAAUUGGUAAACAGCUUCUGUUAAGCAAUUGGGAGAAAGCUGUAGAGUUAAUCUUGUCUGACCAAGAGAAUGUCUUACCGAUUUCAAAAGAAGCAAGGCAAAUUUGGGCUCAAACUAAGGAUGCAGCUCUUGCUUUGAAGAAAAUGCCUAGGCAAUCUAUUGCUGAAAAUUCUAUUUUACAUUCAUUAUCCAAUCAAAAGAAGGAAGAUGAUGGUAAUUACUCCUCAUUUGCCUAUUACUCUGCCAUCAUGCAAAUUCCAAGAAAUUUAAGAACAAUGUAUGUUCAUGCCUACCAAAGUUUUGUUUGGAAUGCAAUUACCAGUAAAAGAAUUGAAUUACAUGGAUUAAGUUUGGUUGUGGGUGACCUUGUCAUUGACAACAACCCAAAUGAGCAAGUACCUUCGGCUGACACUGAUUCGGAUGAUGAAUUACGUGAAGAUUUACGCGAAGACGAAUUUAUUCGUGCUAAACCACUUACUCAAGAAGAUAUUGAUUCAGGCAAAUAUACCAUUGAUGAUGUUGUUUUACCUACACCGGGAUUUGAUAUUUUAUAUCCAACAAAUGAAGAACUACGUCAAUUAUAUGUGGAUAUCAUGAGCAAAGAUGACAUGGAUCCUUUCGAUAUGAGAAGAAAGGUUCGUGAAUUCUCUAUGGCUGGUUCCUAUAGAAAUAUCAUUCAAAAACCAAAGGAGUUAGAAUACAAGGUUAUCCACUAUAACACCCCUACACAACAAUUGGUAAACACCGAUUUGGAAAUUUUGAAUAGCAAAAUUGGUAAGGCAAAUGGUCAAAAAUAUUUUAAAGAUAAACUUGAUAGAUAUAUGCCUGACAAGGGUGGCGACAAAACGGCAGUGGUUCUUAAAUUCCAGUUGGGUACGUCAGCAUAUGCAACUAUGGCCUUACGUGAGUUAAUGAAAGUAGAAACUUCACGUAGAGGUGACAUGUGCGAAGUACAAACAGAAUAA
Naumovozyma castellii is the source of this 2031-nucleotide messenger RNA. It is a transcript of the gene PUS7, whose product is annotated as pseudouridine synthase PUS7. Lineage: Eukaryota; Fungi; Ascomycota; Saccharomycetes; Saccharomycetales; Saccharomycetaceae. The coding region runs from base 1 to 2031 and encodes 676 amino acids. The transcript has a single exon. The record is from RefSeq and is a predicted model, not a curated record.